AGAGCUGAACCUUUAGGAAAUAGUUAACAGCUUAUGAGUGAUGGAGGACGAAAUCUAUGCAAAUGCGGAUUAUCUCAAGUCUGUUAAUGCAGCACCUUUGAAAAAUCAGACAGGUCCCAGGAGCUCUGAAAGCAGAUUUCAUGGAGCUGUAGUUUUCUGUCUGGGGCUGCUGAGUGUUUUCCUGCUGGCUGGACUCAUCGGUGUCUCCGUCCACUACCACUUCUCUGCUGCAGAUCUCUCCACUAUCAACGCCAACCUGACUGAGCGUCUCCAGGCCGUGUCCUCAGAGAGAGACCGGCUGAAUGCCACACUCACUGAAAUGACUAAAGAGCUGGACAGGCUGCAGCUUUUGUCCAAACAGAAGAAAACGUGUCCUGCAGGAUGGACAAACAUCAGCUCCAGCUGUUAUCUCUUCUCCUCUGCGACUGGUUCUUGGGAAGCAGGCAAACAAGACUGCAGAGACAGAGGAGCAGAUCUGAUGAUCAUAGACAGUUUUGAAGAACAGGAAUUCAUCACUAAGUUCAUCAAGGGAUACACUUGGAUUGGUUUGGAUGACCGAGACAACGAAGGCGUCUGGAAAUGGGUUGAUGGAUCUCCACUGACUGAAGCGUACUGGUACAGAGGAAAACCUGAUAACGGUGGUGGAGAUCCAAAGUGGGGUGAAGAAGACUGUGUAGAAGUCCUAACUGGCCAUGAAGUGAGAGUUAACUGGAAUGAUGUGCGCUGCGACAGUAAUAAGCAGUGGGUCUGUGAAAAAAUGCCUUAACAUUAAAAAAUAAUACAUUUAAAAAUACUUCUACAAUAUAAGUGAUGUUAAAGCCUUUAUACAGGAAAUGGUAACAAAAGUGGACCAACAUGUAAUUUUGGAUCAAUAUGGAUAUUCCCUUUGACUUCCUGUGGUGGGAUUUUGUAAUCCAGAUAAUAUAAUAGAGUUACAAAAUGUCUGAAAUUAUAAAUUUUAUAUUAAAUUAUAAAAAAAAUAUAAAGAAUAUGAAAAGUUAUUCUUAUCUAUUCUUUCUUUUUUUCCCCUAACCUUAUCAUUAUUUCCUCUCUUCUUUUAUUUACCUUAUUCUAAUUGUAACUAUUAUUAGUAACUCACCAUAAAAUAUUUAAACUUGCAGGAAUGCUACAAGAACAUGAUAUGUAAACCAACGUACAUUGAUAAAAACUCCUGUAAAAAACUUUAUCUUCUGUAUACAUAUAAAGAUGUGAUCAGUUAUU
Molecule: messenger RNA, 1221 nt
Organism: Centropristis striata (black sea bass)
Lineage: Eukaryota; Metazoa; Chordata; Actinopteri; Perciformes; Serranidae
Product: CD209 antigen-like protein E
Exons: 6
Coding region: 41-766 (241 amino acids)
Source: RefSeq, a predicted model, not a curated record